AUGGUUGUGAAUAAUCCAAACAACUGGCACUGGGUCGACAAGAACUGCAUCGACUGGACACGCAGGUAUUUUGACGAGAAGUUACUCCACGUGAGCGCGCAGGGCGCUGAUUCCGUCGCCAUCAGCAAAGUUUCCUCCGUUGAAGGUGACGUAGAGGUUUGCCAGCGCAAGGGGAAGGUUAUUUCCCUAUUCGACAUUAAGUUGGUUUUGGGGCUUGCGGGAACGCUCAGCGAUGGAACCCCAGUCGAAGGGUCCAUCACUGUCCCGGAAAUCGCCUACGACUCCGAAGAAUCCGACUUGCAGUUCGGGGUUUCCGUUUACAACGAGUCUUCAUCCAACGAACACAUCAAGGACUUGGUCAAAAAGGAAAUGGUUCCGCAGUUGAGAAAGUUGUUGAUUGCGUUUGGCAGAGACUUGAUCACAGCCCACGGCAGCGACAUUCAGGCCCCAGAGAGCCAGGUCAAGUCGAAGCUCACGUUGCAGAACCAAAAGGCGACCCCUGUAGUUACACCAGCUAAUUCUGCUGCAGUUCUGACUGCCACAUCGGCCAAACCAGUGGCUGCAUCGUCGUCAGUGCCAAAGUACAACACUUCCACCUUGCACUUUGAGCCGGUCUUUAACACCACCGCGGAACAGCUCUAUAUCACAUUGUUAGAACCAAGCAGAGUCGCUGCAUGGACACGUGCCCCGCCUAACAUUCAACCGGUGGAGGGGUCCGAUUACAACUUGUUUGGGGGCAAUAUCUCCGGGAAGGUGGUCAAGCUUGUGCAGAACGAGACCGUUAAUAUGACUUGGAGACUCAGCUCGUGGAAGCAAGACCACUACGCUGACUUGGAAAUCGAUUUACGCCAGGGUGAAUCCGAUACCAAGAUGGUUGUCAAAUUCCUGGGGAUCCCAGUCGGGCAGGAAGACGCUGUUCAGAAUAACUUCAACGAGUACUACAUCAAGGCGAUCAAGAUCACUUUUGGCUUUGGUGCUGUGUUGUAA
Molecule: messenger RNA, 987 nt
Organism: Babjeviella inositovora NRRL Y-12698
Lineage: Eukaryota; Fungi; Ascomycota; Pichiomycetes; Serinales
Gene: AHA1
Product: Aha1p
Exons: 1
Coding region: 1-987 (328 amino acids)
Biological process (GO): protein folding; positive regulation of ATP-dependent activity
Cellular component (GO): cytosol
Molecular function (GO): protein-folding chaperone binding; ATPase activator activity
Source: RefSeq, a predicted model, not a curated record